CAAUGCCUGCAGGGAAGGCGCAGUUUAAGGAGUGCUGCGAUUUGCCGCGAAAUCCCAGCGUGGCGCAGUAAGCAAGUCACAGGAAGUAGAAAUCUGUAAACACAUCGUGGGUGAUCUGCGAAUUGCAUAUUUAUGUGCAAUACUGUACUUUUCCCCCCUCCAUUUUAAAGACUGAUCUCAAAAUCUGUUCCGACAAGUAAUAGCAAUUGCGUGUUUUUGUUCUCUUUAAAACGGAAUCUCAGUUAAGAGUUAACUAUGUUAAACGUUGGUUUGUUACGGUUUGUCUGCAAAGCCAGGGUAGGUGCAGGUCGACUCGACACACUUACUGUUUUUUUUUUACCUCGCUGCCUCACUGACUAUGCUAAGGUGACGCCGGUAAAGAGACUGAAACCGGAGGAAAAUGAGGCGCCGCUUUCCCCUCCGCUUAGCCCCGAGCAGCGGGACCGAAUCGAGAGGAACAAACGGGCGGCUCUGGAGAGGCUAGCGGCCAGGAACGUUCCUGAGGGCUUCGGGGUCAGCUGGCGGAAGGCUCUGAGCGCUGAGUUUGCCAAACCUUAUUUUGUCAGGUUAAUGGCGUUUGUAGCAGAGGAGCAAAGACGUCAUACCAUCUAUCCUCCAAUGCAACAGAUCUUCAGCUGGACUCAAGAGUGUGAUAUUCAAGAUGUUAAAGUUGUAAUCUUGGGCCAGGAUCCGUACCAUGGUCCCAAACAAGCACAUGGUCUGUGUUUCAGUGUACUGAAGCCAGUCCCGCCUCCACCCAGCCUGGAAAACAUGUACAAGGAGCUGUCUGAAGAUAUUGAAGGGUUUGAGCACCCAGGGCAUGGGGACCUGACUGGAUGGGCCAAACAAGGUGUCUUACUCCUCAAUGCGGUGCUGACUGUGCGUGCACACCAGCCCAAUUCACACAAGGACCGGGGCUGGGAGCAGUUCACUGACUCUGUUGUGCAGUGGCUGAACAAUAACCAGGAAGGCCUGGUCUUCAUGCUGUGGGGGUCUUACGCACAGAAGAAGGGCAUCUCCAUUGACAGGAGGCGACACCAUGUGCUGCAGGCGGUACACCCCUCCCCUUUCUCCGCCCACCAUGGAUUCUUCGGCUGCAAGCACUUCUCCAAGACCAACGAGCGGCUCAAGAAAUCGGGGAAGAAGCCUAUCGACUGGACAGCGCUGUGACUCCCUAGAGACGAGGUCCAGCCUCUCAGCCCAGAUCUCGCUGGAGCUCCUUUGAAAAGCAGGGCGUGCGCAGAAUAAACUAAACAAGAAAACAAACCCUGUUCAUAACUUAAAAAAAAAUUCGCAUAAGAGUCGCAUUCCUUGAUUUAUUAAGACUUAAGAUAAGCCUCUAUCAAUGCAAGUGGUCUAGUCGAGUUGUUUAUACUCUACUGUACAGUUACUUUCUUUACAAAAGACUGAAGAUCCUAGACUGUAACCACUAAGCAAAAGCACCUCAUUAAGUUGUAGAUUUCCCCAGGUGUGUUGUACUGAAAUAACAAGAAGGGAGGCUGGUCAGAUAAUGAAACUCCUUUGCACUUGUAUAUUUAUUGUGAAGUUGUAUUUACACAUUGCUUUUAUUUCCUUGUAAGUUUUGUUUGUUGGUUUAAUGCAAUGUUUUUGCAUGGCAAGUCAUUUUGAAUGGGGAGGGUGAAUGCUAUAUGUUUAAUUGGUACAUGUUUGAAAUAAAUAUUUUUCUAUGGUUGCUGCUUUUCUCAGUUUCUGUGUUGUAUGUGCUUUUCUAAAUGGAUUCAGCGCCUUGCGCUAUGCCUAUUUGUUUAUUGUACCGUUGGAUUUGUAAGCACUGUCUGGUGAAACUGCCUCAAUUCCUGUUUGUAUUAUUGUCAGGGCGCACAUACCGGUUUAAUCCUUCAGUGUGAAUCAAAGUUUAGAUGAUUUUUAUUUCAGGC
Polyodon spathula (Mississippi paddlefish) is the source of this 1898-nucleotide messenger RNA. RefSeq names its product uracil-DNA glycosylase-like. The record is from RefSeq and is a predicted model, not a curated record. Bases 256 to 1170 code for a protein of 304 amino acids. Gene Ontology annotation, cellular component: nucleus; mitochondrion. Gene Ontology annotation, biological process: base-excision repair, AP site formation via deaminated base removal; base-excision repair. The transcript has 6 exons. Lineage: Eukaryota; Metazoa; Chordata; Actinopteri; Acipenseriformes; Polyodontidae. Gene Ontology annotation, molecular function: uracil DNA N-glycosylase activity.